Messenger RNA from Anarrhichthys ocellatus (wolf-eel), 2615 nucleotides. RefSeq names its product tripartite motif containing 25, like (gene trim25l). Gene Ontology annotation, molecular function: protein binding; zinc ion binding. The coding region runs from base 134 to 2476 and encodes 780 amino acids. Lineage: Eukaryota; Metazoa; Chordata; Actinopteri; Perciformes; Anarhichadidae. The record is from RefSeq and is a predicted model, not a curated record. The transcript is spliced from 16 exons.
CCAACCUCUCCCUGCUCUCACCUCGAGAGACAGAACGUUCUUCCACGUCAGUCCAGACGAGGCUCACCUCCUUCACAGCUCUGCUCGGAAAUUUUCUCUCUCUAUCCUCUCCUGUCUCUUCUCCACCGCCGGCAUGAGCGCUAAACUGUGGACUGAGGAGCAGUUCAACUGCCCCGUGUGUCUGGAUCUCCCGAAUGACCCGGUCACCAUUCCCUGCGGCCACAGCUACUGCAUGGGCUGCAUCAAGGACUACUGGAGCAAGGACGACCCCAAGGGGGUCUACAGCUGCCCCCAGUGCCGAAAGACCUACAGCCCCAAGCCCUCCCUGUCCAGGAACACCAUGCUGGCCGAGGCGGUGGAGCAGCUCCGCAAAGGGGCCCUCAAGGCCGACGUGCGUGAAUCCAUGCGGAGCACCCGCUCCUCGUCCGGAUCCAAAGGGAAGUCCUCCUCCUCCUCCUCCUCCUCGGCGGUGCCGUGCGACUUGUGCAAAGGGGAGCCGCAGGCGGCGGUCAAGAGCUGCCUGUCGUGCAUGAGCUCGUUCUGCGCGGCCCACCUGAAGCCCCACACCAACAAGAAGGCCCUGAGGGCACACGAGCUGAUCGCGCCCACCGCCAACCUGGCGGAGAAGAUCUGCACCCAGCACAAGUACCUGCAGGAGUUCUACUGCCGCCAGUGCAAGAUGUUCGUCUGCUGGCUGUGCACCAGCAACCAGCACAAGGGCCACGAGUGUGUGUCCACCAAGGCCGAGCGCCUGGAGAAACAGAAAGUGCUGUACGAGAUGCAGACUGAGAACCAGCAGAGGCUGAAAGACCGCGAGCAGGAGCUGAAGGACAUGAAGAAGAUGAUGGAUGGGAUGAAGCGUUCCGCAGACCGGGUGCACGGCGACACGGAGCAGGUGCUGGCGGAGCUGCAGCGCUCGGUGGAGCGUCUGCAGGAGCUGCUGGAGGAGGUGCUGGACCAGGCCGGCCUGGAGAAGAUGGGACAGGCCCAGGACGUCGUCGACAGCCUGGAGGCCGAGGUCAAGGAGCUGAGGAGGAGGGAGACGGAGAUGCGGGACCUGGUGCGCUGCGAGGACCACAUCCACUACCUGGAGGCGUGCGAGGCCAUAUCAAGCCCGCUGGAGUCGGGGGACCUGCCCGCCGUGACGGUCAACCCCGAAGCGUCCUUUGAGCCCGUGCGGGAAGCCAUCCUGGACCUCAAGGACCGCGUGGAGGACCUGUGCAACCAGGAGCUGAGCAAGAUCACCAAACAAGUCAACAACACCACUCUGUUCACGCUGAAAGACUCCAACCGGAGCGCAGGGUCGAAAGCAGGGAUUUUAAAAUUGUUUGGUCUGGGCUCUCGCAACACAAACAGCCGCCCUCCAGCCUCUCCCAGCAUCUCGCGGAGCGCAGACAGACGAGGUAUCAAGAGUCAAGACGUGAGGAGCAGGGACGCUCCGCGAGGAAACACGAGCUCACCCAGAGACAGACAGAGGAGAGAGGAGAGAGAGACAGAUUCUCUUUGGAGCAGGUCCAGUCAGAGCCAGGCUGUCCCUGCUGCGGCCCCUGCACAUAUCCCUACUCCAAUCCCCGCCGCUCCUGCUCCUGCUCCUGCUCCUGCUCCAGCAUCAACUGGAGGGUCCGGUUUCAGUCGGAUGGCGUCCAUCAGCAGCCUGUUCCGCUCCCAUCGGCGCGGCACCACCCCGGCUACCCCGGCCAGUAACGCACUGCCAGCAGGAGGAAACCCAUGGGGGAUGGCUGCUCUGUCUGAAACGCCAACAGAAAUUAACCCCAGUCUCUUCUUGGACCUGCCCACCCCCGACUCCGUGAUUCACGCUCCCGCUUACCCCGCACUGAGAGAAAUCAACCUCGACAGCAUCCAGGCCCCAGAGCCGAGGAGCAGAGAGGAGUUCCUACAGUACUCUGUGAUCUUGACCCUUGACACCGACACGGCCCACCGGCGGCUCACUCUCGCCGAGGGCAACACCAAAGCCACUCUGCAGGCGGCGGCGCAGCCCUACCCCAACACCCCCGCGCGCUUCGACGGCUGGACCCAGGUGAUGUGCGCGAGCCAGCUGUACGCCCAGCGCUGUUACUGGGAGGUGGAGUGGAGGGGCCGGGGCUCCUCCAUGGGCGUAGCCUACGGUGCGAUGAUCAGGAAGGGCUCGGACGCCCGGUCGGGGCUCGGUUACAACGCCCAGUCCUGGACCCUGGAGCUGUCGGACACCUGCUGCUCGGCCAUGCACGACAACGAGAAGAAGGAUAUACCGGUCACCUACUCCCCCCGCGUGGGCCUCUACCUGGACCUGUCCACGGGGACGCUGGCCUUCUACAGCGUGGCGGACAGCAUGACGCACCUGCACACCUUCCGCGCUAACUUCACGCAGCCGCUUUACGCCGCCUUCGGGGUGGGCAGCGGAGUCGGGGUGGGUCUGGACUUCGCCCUCGGACAGUUCAGUUCCAGCUCUGACAGCAUCAAGAUCUGUCCCAUGUGAGAGGGGUGCAGGCGGGAUAAUCACGCCAUCAUAAACAACCGACAUAAGUAUGGGAAAAAAAAAAAAAAGGCCGACAUUGCAUUAACUUUCCGCACCGGUUCUUCCACCGAGUAUGAGUAAUAAACCAGUGGGUGAGUCA